Messenger RNA from Drosophila subobscura, 1971 nucleotides. Its product is annotated as pickpocket protein 28. Gene Ontology annotation, cellular component: membrane. Gene Ontology annotation, biological process: sodium ion transmembrane transport. Gene Ontology annotation, molecular function: ligand-gated sodium channel activity. The transcript has 3 exons. Lineage: Eukaryota; Metazoa; Arthropoda; Insecta; Diptera; Drosophilidae. The record is from RefSeq and is a predicted model, not a curated record. Bases 77 to 1822 code for a protein of 581 amino acids.
CAGCCUUGAGUAACGGGAUAAAUUUCUGUGCAACUGCACUCUUUAUGUUUUCUUAAAAUAUUUGUAUGUAUAAACCAUGUUUGUGAGUGCUAAAAAUUGUGCAAUAGACACCACCAUGUCGACCUGCGAUUCUGAUCUGGAGAGCCACAAUGGCGGCAUCGAUCUGACCUCUAAGAAACCGCGCCAAACUGCAUCCGCUGACGUUGCGAGCGUCUGCAAGGGAUUCCUAACCACAUAUAGGGAAUACUGCUCCCACACCUCCUUGCACGGUGUGCAGUACCUGGGCGAGCAUCAGCGACCGAUGCGGGAGAGGAUCUUUUGGCUGUGCGCCUUUGUGAUCUCCAUUUACGGCUGUGCCACGUUGAUUGUCAGCGCUUACACCAAGUGGACGGAGACGCCUGUGAUUGUCAGCUUUGCGGAGAAAUCAACUCCCGUGUGGAACAUACCCUUUCCCGCCAUCACAGUCUGCUCCGAGACCAAGCGAGUGCUGAAAGCGAAAGGCAAGGAGACUACGUUUGCGGAUCUUUACAGUCAGUUCAAUAAUGAGAUGCGUUCUUCGCGCGUAUUCAAGCCGCAAAACAUUAGCGCCCGGGAGAUGGAGGAGUUUCGCACUCUUCUCCAUGUGUGCAACACGCAAAUCAUUGAUCAGGCCAUGCCGCUGAUUGCCGGCGACGAUGUCGACUACUUUGAUGUGCUGGAACGAAUGUUGCCCCAGUUUGAUCGGUACUUCUUCUACUGCCGCUGGCUGAGCCGCUUCAGUGAAUGCGACAAGUUCUUCCGCAAAACGCUGACGGAGGAGGGCAUAUGCUUCACUUUCAACGGCCUGAGGGCCACCGACAUUUACAGGGAAGACACCUACCAGUAUCGGCACAGUGCCGAUGCCUUGGAAAUGGAGAAUAUCAGCUCGCACACGGCCUGGUCGCUGGAAACGGGCUAUGAUCUGGAGAGUGAUGUGAUCACGUAUCCGGCCCGCGUGCUCAGUGCCGGGGCUCGGUCGGGCAUCUUUCUGGCCCUGCAGAGCUUCAAGCAGGAGGUAGACUAUGCUUGCCGAGGGCCUGUUCAAGGUUUUAAAGUUCUGCUGCAUGCCCCGGACGACGUGCCGCAGGUCUCGAAGCAAUUCGUGCGCAUUCCCAUGGGCAAGGAGGUCCUCAUUGCGGUCAAACCAAGCAUGAUUACCAUGUCCUCGGGCAUUGCCGAGUACCAUCCGCUGCGGCGCCAGUGCUUCCUCAGCCAUGAGCGGUCCCUGCGCUUCUUCAAGGUAUACACCGAGUCCAAUUGUCAGCUUGAGUGCUUGGCCAACUUCACGCUGACCAAGUGCGGCUGCGUAAAGUUCUCGAUGCCCAGGAACAUGGAUAUGCCGGUGUGUGGCGAGGAUAAAAUCUAUUGCUACGAUCGGGCCGAGCGGGAGCUGCUCGUGAGGGAGUUCCAUCGGGUGAAAGCACUGAAUGCGGCCAGAGAGGAUCCACGGGGAGUGGAAUCGGCUUGCAAUUGCAUGCCGGCGUGUACUUCUUUGGUCUACAACACGGAAAUAUCACAGGCGAACUUUGAUCUAGAAGAAAUGCUGCUUGCCGAAGGCGACACUGACUUCAUGGAGGAAUAUCCCGGCUCCCAGAUGUCUCGGCUCUCCAUCUACUUCAAGCAGAGCCAGUUCAUCACCUCGAAGCGGUCCGAGCUGUACGGCAUAACCGAGUUCCUGGCCAAUUGUGGCGGUAUUUUCGGCCUCUUCAUGGGCUUCUCCAUACUCAGCCUGGUGGAGAUGAUAUACCACUUUACCUUGCGUUUCUGCACUAACAUGAAACACUUGGUUAAAGUGGAGGAAUAAUUCGAGGAAAAUUAAGAUGUUCGCUGUGCCUGAACCACGCGAAUGUUGUCCAGGGCAACAGUGAACAAAUCUUAUCUCAUUUCGUUUAAUUUAUUGUUUUAAUAUUAUUUGUUAAUUAUAUUAUCUGUUCCUUUGUAUAAAUAUAUGUA